AUGCUACAAAGACCCCCCACAGAUCGACCGGUCGAGUUGCAUUUGGUGGUCCAAAGGAGUACAGAGCCAAUGAAAGGCGGAAGAACGCCGGAGCCGGUUGGCACUAAGGGCUUGGAUGGAUUUUCGACCGGUCAAAGAGUAACCGAUGGAGGUUUGGGUAAUUUGACGGGAAAUUUGAGGAAUUCAGAAGCCGGAGCCAGGAAUGUGGAUUCUGUUUUGGCUUCUACAAGACCUUCUGACUCUGCUUUUGGGCCUUCAAGGGCUUCGGAAUCCAUUUUGUCACCGUCACGCGCUUCAGAAGCGAUCAAAGCCAGCCAAAGCUCAGAGCCAUUAAAGUCUAGUCUAAAACCUGGAAUUUCUUCAACCUACCCAUCUUCAACUGAUCCAAAGACCAUCAAAAAUUCAACAUCAACCUUUACCUCAAAAGAUCCGAAAUCAACAUCCACGAUCACUGAUGGUACCACGGACUACGUUGAAUUAACCAGGGACAACAACAACUCCCUAGGCCUAUCAAUAGUAGGUGGAGUCGACCACUGCUCCCAUCCAUUUGGCAUCGACCGACCAGGAGUUUUCAUCAGCAAAAUCAGUCGAAACUCCCAGGCCAGCCAAAUACCACGCCUAAGGGUGGGCGAUAGGAUCUUAUCAGUGAAUGGCCACGAUCUCACCAAAGCCAAGCAUUCAGAAGCCGUUCAAACCCUAAAAAGUAGUGGCAAAACCUUGAAACUAGGCCUCUGUCACGACCCACAGCCUCGAGGCCUCAUAGAGAUCUACUUCAAUCGACGAAAAGGCGAACAGAUUGGACUAGCCAUCUUUGGCGGUAUCAAUUGCCCACCAGCCAACCCAACCGACCCCACCGACGAGGGCGUGUUUAUUGAGCGUGUGGAGCCGGGAAGCUGUGUUGCGGAUGUGGAUGGACUAGCCAGAGGAGUGCGAAUCAUCGAAGUCAACGAUGAAUCCCUUCUGGGCUGCACCAAGAGCGAGGCCGCCCAAAUUCUGCGCAAAACAGAAGGCCUAGUCCGGUUGCUGGUCUGCGAUGGGUUUAACUCAAGUGAUUCGGUAAGGGUUUUGGUGGUUUUUGAUGGUUUUUUGGGUAAUAUUGAUGUGAUUAGAUACUAAUUUUGGUUGUAUUUAUGGGUAUAGGUAUUAGUCAUGGUAGUACUAGUAUGAUGAUGUACUGUUUUUGAUAGUACUAGUACUAUAAGGUACUGUUCUUGACAGUAAAAGUAACAUUGUGCACUGAGCUUCAUGCGAGGAGGUACUGUGCUUGAUAGUACAAUAAGUUUCUUGAAUUUCAAUUUUUUUUAUUUUAGCUUUCAUUUUUUUUUUUUUUUCGAUUUUUUGUGUUUUAUGUUCGUAUUUUUAGCAUUCACUGGUCAAUACCAACGAAUAUAUUAACAUUGAUUUCUUAUUAACGUAACAAACUUUGUUUCACAUGCUAACAUGUCCGUUUUACAGCUUUUCAGCUUGAAAUCUUUUCAAAAAGUGAUUUUUUAUGGCCUACUAGACUAGAAUUUCCAGAAUAUGAUUUUUAAAGCCUAUAAGCCUAAAAUAUCAACAAAAAAAAAGCUUCUGAAGCUGAGACCCGGGUUUUGAUUGAGAUUUAGAUAAAGUAAACCACACAACAUUUUUUGCCAACGUAUUUGAUCUAAAACAAUAUUUUCGAAUCCAUAUUAACACCCAAAACUAGCCUCCGCUCUAUUCCAGACUAAAACCUCGGAUCCGCGCGCUGAAUCCUCAUUCGCCUCCUCCUCAAUUACUUUGCCUUCGAUUUCCGACCAACACACCUCCCACUCGACUUUGCCUAUGUUUAACGAAACCCCAGCACACCGCUCCUCCUCAGGCAUCGGCUCAAUGACCCCGGAACGUCCCAAGGUCCCGGUCAGGAGUGGGGAUUCACGCCUUUCCACCCCUUUCAGUGUCACACCCACACCGAAUGUAAGUGCGGUUUUUAGUUUGGCGGAUAUUAUUUUAGAGGUAUAGGCAUUAUUUGGUGUUUUAUAUGCUUCAAUCAAUAAAUAAAGAUGUUUUAGAUCAUUUUUAGUUAUGUUUUUAUAAGAAAAUAACUGAUUUCCCUAUUUUUUCACAAUUUUUUAUAUUCACCAUGAUAUGAAGCCACUUUUAGCUCCAAAUACUUAUUAAAAUUAGAUCGAAACACACUUCAAUUCAUAGUCAAAAGUUUUAUAAUUAUAAAUAAUAUGGUCGAGUUAUUUUAUGCUUAAAUUGCUCUUUACAGAAUGUCACAACCUUCCCAUCAGUCAAAACUCCAGUGAACGGAGACAAAGUCGAUUCCCCUGAACAUACCACCUUCGCAUCCAAGCUUCAACGAUUGGAAAAUGCAUCAAAACUACAUUCUAUUUAUCCACAACCAGGUGCAACCAAAGUCGGAGGACUUCUGGUUUCAGCGAGCAGCUUGGAAAACAACAAUAAUGAGGAAAAGGAUGGGUAAGAUAAUAUUGAAUAAAUAUUGGGUAAUAUCAAAGUUUUAACGGGUAAAUAUGGACUUGAAAGAUGGAGAAGAAUUUGGUUUAGGUAUAUAAUUGAUUUAGGUAUAUAAUUGAAUGAAGGAAGAUGGUUUUCCUUAACUGCUAUUACAUUUUUCGACAUCAACACCUAAAAACAGAACACAAUAAAUAAAAAGACUUACCACAACAUCAUUUCUGAAGACUGUCUUUAGAAAAUUGAUUUUAGACCUAAAACAAUAUAUAUAAUCAAUUUCAGGCCAAAAACCCGAAACAUUCCGAUCACCGUAAAGAAUGAAACAUCAAAAGACGGAAAGUACAUCAAUAUCCAGCCGGAAUGGGCAAAAACCAAGCUGACCAGUCUGGAUAACGAGCCGAUGAGAGCUGAAAUAAUAAUGAAUCGAUCUAAAAUCAAUGUUGGACAAGAUGAAAACAAACCAUUGAACACGAACGGGAAUGGCCUGGACAAACAUAAGGUAGGCGGCUUUUCAUGAUAAAAAUAUGGGAAAUUGAGGUUAAUAUUAGGCAAAACAAUCAUUUAUGGUGUGUGUGGGUGCAAAAUAGUAAUAAUAUUAUCUGGAAUGUCAAUGUUUACACCUUGGCCGUGCUUUCGAAAGUAAAGAGCUAAUUUUGGGAGCACAACUCGCGUCCGUUAACAAUUGCGUUGCUGCAGGCUGCGCGAUUAUUUUAUACGAAAGGAAAAACGGAAAUAUACGAAACUGGUCCAGAAAGGUAAAAAACGUUAAAUAAACCAUCUGGAAUUAAAAUUAAGCGUGUUUUAUUAAAAGAAACGAUAGUAAAUAGAAAAAACUAUAAUAACCUACUACAAUAUCACAAGAUAAUGCUUUAUAGCUAACUAUAGCUAUCUCAGUGCUUUUAUAAACCUGAACUAGUACAAUCGGGUUAAUAAUCAAUAUAAAAAGCAAUUUUAAGCCAAUUACCACAAUAUAAUUAUAUAUAACAACACACUUACACACUUGAUUACAGGAGAGAUCAGUUGAUAUCAAGUUUGCGGAUGAAAUGUAA
This is a messenger RNA of Bursaphelenchus okinawaensis, 3485 nucleotides long. The record is from the annotation of a GenBank genome assembly. Lineage: Eukaryota; Metazoa; Nematoda; Chromadorea; Rhabditida; Aphelenchoididae.